Molecule: messenger RNA, 1361 nt
Organism: Vicia villosa (hairy vetch)
Lineage: Eukaryota; Viridiplantae; Streptophyta; Magnoliopsida; Fabales; Fabaceae
Product: phytochrome-interacting ankyrin-repeat protein 1-like
Exons: 3
Coding region: 556-1080 (174 amino acids)
Molecular function (GO): protein binding
Source: RefSeq, a predicted model, not a curated record
CACCACACAAUUUAGAAACAGUUCAUAACUUCAUAUACGUCUUCUGCUAGGGUUUCAUAUUCCUCCGUCACCCCGUUCCCAAUCCCACUCGAAAAUCUCCCUCUCCGUCUCAAUGAAGCCAGGUUUCAUCUGAUUCCGAUUCAUCUUCUUCUUCUCUUCGUUCACAGCAAUCUCUCUUCCCUAAUUCGUUUACCAAUUAUAAUGAAUCCAAUCUUCAUCGUUCACAACCUUCGCGUUUUCGGUCCCGGCUUGAAUCCCUUUGCACCUUAUUGUUUGGCCAAUCACUCCCGCCAGCCUCGUUAAUUCUCUUCCUCCAGUAACCCUUACGCUUCUGUUUUCAAAGCCCUUUGAUUUCUUCCUGAAAAGCAUGUAAAUUCGGAGUCUUUUUCAAAUUCAGUGCUUGUUUUUAGGGUUUCGGUUUUGACAUCUGACUGUAUAAGAAUCUAAAACUCGUUGGGAAACUACGGUUUAGGUGUUUUUUCUUUCUUUCUUUUUUCAAUUUGGAUUGUUUUGAUUAUCGUAAUUGCUGUGGUUGCGUUGAUUGUUGAGAGAGACAUGCUUGAAGAGCGGCCGAUUUCGUUGAGACAAAGUCCUUCGAGGAGGAGGUUGUUGAGACCUGGGGUUGAUACUGAUGAUAGGGGUUGGACCUCACUUCAUGUUUACGCACGGAAAGGUGAUAUCAAACUGGUAAAAAAGCUUCUCAACCAAGGAAUGGAUGUUAAUGUGACUGCAUGGGGCCCUAAAUCUAAAGGUGUGACCCCUCUCCACCUUGCUGCCGAAGGUGGUCACCUUGGAGUGAUGGAUGAACUGCUUGAGCGUGGUGCCAAUAUUGAUGCUAGAACUAAGGGUGCUUGUGGCUGGACACCGCUCCACAUUGCAGCAAAAGAGAGGAAUAGGGAUGCUGUGAAAUUCUUGGUAGAGAAUGGAGCAUUCUUGCCUCCAGAUAUGAACGAUAGCAGAUUUAAUCCUCCCCUUCAUUACUGCCCAGGACUUGAAUGGGCCUACGAGGAAAUGAAGCGACUCCGACUCCGACAGGAAGAAUUUUCUCCAGGGGAGACAUCUUGCAGCUCUGAAGGUUAAUUUGCUUUCCAGUGAUCCGGUUGAUGUUUGGUUCAUCCCUGUGAAUAAAUAUAGAACUGAUAUAAACAACUUACUAUGCAUGAGUUGCAUUAAGUAUGGGGGAUGUGUUACUAUUUUAGCGUAAGAUUGUUUGUGUUACGUCUUUUAUUCAUCGUGUCUGCACACAAUAUGCUUUUUUUUCUUCUGUUACCAGCCAUGGAAGUACCAUUAUUAUGGAGUGUUAUCUUGCUUAGAACAAUGUCACAGUCCUUCAAUAUUAAGCUGUGUUUGGUUUUGAGAAA